Molecule: messenger RNA, 2547 nt
Organism: Sebastes umbrosus (honeycomb rockfish)
Lineage: Eukaryota; Metazoa; Chordata; Actinopteri; Perciformes; Sebastidae
Gene: hyal2a
Product: hyaluronidase 2a
Exons: 4
Coding region: 448-1860 (470 amino acids)
Biological process (GO): carbohydrate metabolic process; hyaluronan catabolic process
Molecular function (GO): hyalurononglucosaminidase activity; hyaluronoglucuronidase activity
Source: RefSeq, a predicted model, not a curated record
ACUUAUCCCUGAGGUUGUGUGCAGAGUUUAGGUGAAGAAUCACGUCGCUGUAACACGUUACAGGCUGACGGAGGAGUUAGGAUGUCCGGUUUAGUCCGCCGCUCCCCCCCUUUUCCCCGAGCUGAAUGGAACAUCCUGAAAGUGGUUUGGCUCGUUGGGACUAGAGAGUUGCAGCUGACAACAUCGCAGGGGGCAACUUCUCUCCUCUGCUCUGGACCUGGACACACCGACAGCUAGAGGACACGGACCAGAUACACAUGCAAAGUCACCCCGAAGUCCUUUUAUUACUCAGAGGAGAUGCUCUUUUUAAUUUUUCCCACUUUGUUUUGAAGCAACAGUAAAGAACUCGUCUUGAAGUAGCAGCUCCUGCUUGUUGGGUAUGCUUCCUCAGUCUGCCAGUAAAGAGCAGAGAGUGACAGUCCUGUCUGUCCAUUCCCAUCUGAAGACAUGUUGCACUGGACUCUGCCUGACUGGAAAGUACUGCUGCUGACUGUGCUGCUCUGGGACCGCCUCUGUGCUCUGGGACUGAAACCCACGAGAUGGCCACUGUAUUCACAAAAGCCUCUGGUCCUCGCCUGGAAUGCCCCGACUGAGGACUGUGCCCCGCGGCACGGUAUUCGCUUUCAGCUGGACCAUUUCCAGAUCGUGGCCUCACCCACUGAGGGCUUUGUUAGGCAGAACCUCACCAUCUUCUACAAGGACCGCUUGGGCUUGUACCCCUCCUUUAAGCCAGAUGAAACGGCGGUGAACGGGGGGCUGCCGCAGGUGGCCAGUCUAACGCAGCACCUGGAGAAGAUGCCGGAGGGGGUGCAGAAGUAUAUACGGGACACGGGGGCCAAGGGUCUGGCGGUUAUCGACUGGGAGGAGUGGCGCCCGCUCUGGAUACGUAACUGGGAAACCAAAGAUGUUUACCGCAGACAUUCUCGUGAGCUGGUGCGUCAGAAGAACCCGACGUGGCCUCCAGAGCAGGUAGUAAAAGUGGCCCAGCAGGAGUUUGAGAUGUCUGCCAGGAAAUUCAUGCUGGAGACGCUGAGGCAUGCCAAGAACCUGAGGCCCAAUCAGCUGUGGGGUUUCUACCUGUUCCCUGACUGCUACAACCACGACUACAAACGCACUCUGGAGAACUACACAGGCCGCUGUCCCGAUGUGGAGGUGGCCCGCAACGAGCAGCUGAAAUGGUUGUGGACUGAGAGCACGGCACUCUUCCCCUCCAUCUACAUGGCCACCGUACUGCGUUCGUCAGACUCUGGACGGCAGUUUGUGCGGAACCGGGUGAAGGAGGGGAUGCGUUUGGCAUCGUCAGGCGACGGGUUGGCACGUCCUGUCUUUGUGUACACCCGGCCCACGUACACCAACUCCCUGGAACAGCUGACCGAGACUGACCUCGUCUCCACCAUCGGGGAGAGUGUGGCUCUGGGAGCAGCUGGAAUCAUUAUGUGGGGAGACGCAGCUUAUGCAAGCAGCAGAAACAGCUGCUCCGACCUGGACGCCUAUCUGCGGGGUGCGCUGAAUCAAUACCUCCUCAACGUCUCCACGGCAGCAGAGCUAUGCAGCCAGACCUUGUGUGCUUCUCAUGGCCGCUGUCUGCGCAAAAACUCCAACAGCGAUGUUUACUUGCAUCUGAACCCCCUCAGCCACACUAUCAUCACGCAGAGCGGCAAGCCGACGGUCAUCGGCGGGCUUGGCGAAGAAGAGAAGAAGAGUUUUCAAACCCAGUUUCAGUGUCAGUGUUACAGCGGCUACCAGGGAGACGGCUGCGAUCAGACCGACCCUCUACACCAAAGAGGGACGGCAUCUCAAAUCACAGCGUCAGCACUGCAAUGUGUGAUCUUAUUGAUUGUCUCUCUGCUCCUCUGUUAAUACACACCAUGAAUACUGUAGACAUGGCUGCAUUUUAUAUGUCUAAAUACUGGAGCAUACGAGAGGACAAGGUGGGGAUUUUUAGGAGUGAUGAGUGUCAUUUUUAUUUCUUUAAAUUGCUGUUAAAUAUGGAUGACACAAAGUGAAGUUGUAUAAGAAACACUGUGGAAAUUUGUUUGGAACUUUCUUUAAACAAUGGAGGACUCGCUGGAAGUGACCUUGUUUACAUUUUGCUCUCAGUUUCCUCUCGGUCACUGUUUUUGCCACGGUGUCAACUUCCAUAUUUUUCAUAGAGAGGACGUUUUUUGGAGGAAAUGUGAUGAUGUAUGUCAGUAGGAAUUGAUGCACUUAAAUCUGGAAACAGCACAAUAUAUCUGAAGUGCCUGAUCUCUUUUUUCAACAUGACCUCUCUCUAACAUCUGAUGUUUUUCUGGAGGCAAUUACAGUAUUACUAUUUAUUUGAAUGUAUUUUUAGGUGUUUUAUAUGAUAUUUUCUUAUUUUUGUGUCCAAAACAUGACUACUAGUUUUCUCUUAAAAACAGUAUUUUUCUGUAUUUCAGCAGCUGUUUUACAUCAGAAGCACAAACAAUGUAAAAAGCAAAUUUCUGACACUUACAUAUCCGCCUCUCUCUUUGUGCUGUUUUCUCAAAUUUGACUUUUGUCUAAGUAAAUAAACUUCUUUCUUAA